Molecule: messenger RNA, 839 nt
Organism: Alexandromys fortis (reed vole)
Lineage: Eukaryota; Metazoa; Chordata; Mammalia; Rodentia; Cricetidae
Gene: Swi5
Product: SWI5 homologous recombination repair protein
Exons: 3
Coding region: 16-621 (201 amino acids)
Biological process (GO): double-strand break repair via homologous recombination
Cellular component (GO): Swi5-Sfr1 complex; Swi5-Swi2 complex
Source: RefSeq, a predicted model, not a curated record
UGGUUGACGAGAACGAUGAAUGACGGGGAGGCGUGGCCGCACUGCCGCGAGGCGGGAGCAACCGGUGGAGCAGACGAGGAAAGCUGCGCGCGCAGCCAUGACCCCGUUCCGCCACCUAUCGGAAGGAGGGGCGGAACCUCCCUAGCUUGGUGCGCGCGCAGCUUGACGGGCGUCGCUUGGUGGUCUCCAUCGCUGAUUUCUGGUUACCUGAAGGCGCUGCGGCAGCCGUUUAAACCCCAACCCUGGACCCUUCUAUGCAUCAGACGACCCCGAUCCGGGUACCUCGGACCUCGGGGCUCAGGAGGAUUGAUUCAGGACUCGGCCGAAAUUGCUAUGGGCCCUUCCGAUCGCCGGACUGAACUGCCUGAUGACAGCAGCGAGGAGUCUUUGAAAGCUGACAUUCAGAAACUGAAGGAGAAACAGGACAUGCUGGACAAGGAGAUUUCCCAGUUAGUAAAAGAAGGCUACUGUGUGAUUGAACUAGAGGACCAUAUCGCUCUUCUCCAUGAGUACAGUGACAUCAAGGAUGUCGCACAGAUGCUUCUGGGAAAGCUGGCUCUGACCCGCAGUGUCACCACCAAGGAGUUAUAUCCAGAUUUUGAUCUAGAACUGAGUGACUGAGGAGAGUCUUGCAGAUGUUUGUCUACAGCCCACAGGGACAAGUGGAUGGAGACAUGAAAAACAGUCCUGACAGUACAUUCAUAUGGUUUCCAGAUAAAAAAUGCUAGAAGCCCAAAAUUUUCUAACGGGCCCAAACUAAGUUUAGGGUGGGGCUUAGAGAAGAAGGGUGUUGGGAGGGGUGGGUAUCGUCAGUUCUAAGAUUGUUAGUGUUCUUGUGA